Haliotis rubra (blacklip abalone) is the source of this 1284-nucleotide messenger RNA. Its product is annotated as IgGFc-binding protein-like. The coding region runs from base 1 to 1284 and encodes 427 amino acids. The transcript is spliced from 5 exons. The record is from RefSeq and is a predicted model, not a curated record. Lineage: Eukaryota; Metazoa; Mollusca; Gastropoda; Lepetellida; Haliotidae.
AUGUUGACAGAUGACUUUCUCAAUGCUGACAGCAAUCGGCCAUUUGAAGAAGCCCUGUCCGAUGAAUCCACGUUCGACAUGGUACGAGUCACUGAAAACAGUGAAAGCAACGAUGACGAAGUUGACGACAGCGAAGAGCCCACCAUCCCCAAGGCUGCAACUGUUAAAACUCAUCAACCAAAUCGUUUUAACAACCCCCCAAACAGACAGUGUGACCCCUUCUACUUGCGACCAUUACGAAAAACCAAUGGCCGACGUGUGAUACAUCAGUCAAGCAACUGGCCGCCACAGUCUACCUGCUGCAGUGUCGGACAUUUGCCAAAGAGCUGGAUUGAUCGGACACAGGACCAACCACUCAGAAAUAACGCAAAUGGCAACAGCAGCAGUGGAAAGGAAUUCCUGGUCACCUUUCCAGAAAAUGCAUUAUACCCCAACGAGCCGAAACAACAAUGCAUCAUCGUUACAACCGUUCUGAAUGCUGCGUCUGUGCAGGUCACCAGUCUGUCUCUGAGCAUCAACUUCACACAAACCGUGAACAUCACCAGUGCUGAAGGCGGUUAUAUUUGCCUAGAAGAAGGCAUCCAGUUGUCAGGGAGUGGAAUAACAGAUAAAGUAGUACGCAUCAUCUCCGAUAACGACGUAAAUGUUCUUGCUGUCGAUUUUGGAGGUUUUUCAAUGGAUGUAUAUCUCGCACUACCAGUUGAUCAGUUCGGGUUCAGUUUCUAUGUAGUGACCUAUCAGAGUACAGGUGACAAGACACAGUUCUCAGUGACGUCUUCUUCCGCCGAUACUUCAGUAACCAUAGAGUUCCCAUCUGGUCUGGCUACAUUACAGUAUAAUAGUAUCACCAUUCUAAAUCCAGAUAUAAUAAAUGUAACCCUACAAAAGCACGAAGUUAUCCAGUUCCAAAAUGAUAGAGACCUGACAGGAACGUACGUGUCAUCAAACAAACCAAUUGCUGUCAUAGCGGGAGCACGGAAAUCCUCUUUGGACACUACAAAAACCAAAGAUCAUCUUGUUCAACAGAUGACCCCCGUUACUACAUGGGGCAAACACUUUGUGUCCGUUCUCUCCCCAGAAAAGACUAACACAUCAGAGGACCUGUAUCGCAUCCUUGCAAGCACCUCAAACACAACUGUACAUGUAGGGGGUUCAAUUUACAACCUGGAAAAAGAAGGGGACUGGUUGGAAACAAGGAUCUCUGCCACAGAUCCUGUGAAGAUCACGUCGAAUGAAGCGAUAUUGGUGGUAAAAACUGGGUUGAAGUCAUGGAUGCGCCCCUGA